Messenger RNA from Megalopta genalis, 1296 nucleotides. The record is from RefSeq and is a predicted model, not a curated record. Lineage: Eukaryota; Metazoa; Arthropoda; Insecta; Hymenoptera; Halictidae.
AUGUGUCGGUUUCAGGCAACCUGUCUUACAUCUCGUUUGCUUCGGCAACAAUUAGCCAAGUCGGUUGCGGCCGCGCAAUUUACACAGCCGGGCCAGACGAGUCGACUCGUCGAGGAGGGUCCGCGAUGGCCUUGCAUACAAUACCCGUCGGAAUCGGGGAUCGAGUGGAGACCCUUGUGUGCAAUUACGGGCCUCUCGAUCGGAAGACAUCGGGGGAACUCUACGAAGACGGUGUGCCGGCUCUUUGUCCACCGGGAACGGUUCGCAGUUCGCGAUACAGAGCCCUCUGUCGUGCUCUGUCUAAAGACGAGCGCCGCGUACGAGAGGAACUUUCUGGCGCUGCGCACGGAAACAGAAAAGAAAUUUCCGCGGAAGAAAAGCUUGACGGACAUCAGGCCGGCGUACAACUGCCUCCGCAAGCACUUGCAGCAGACCGAUGUGUUCCACGAGAAGACGAAGAAAAUGCUGCGCAAGGAGCUUCUGGAGCUCGAGAUCUUGAACAGUAGAAUCAAGUGCAUCGACAAGCUGGUGCAGUCGGAGUUGCAGAAGCUCGAGUAAUUUUUCAAUAAUGUUAGGUGUCGCUCUUGGCGAUCCGAGGGUGCUGUUAUAGUCGACGUUUGAUCGCAAUAAAUAUUGGUGCAAAAACUUUCUCACGCGUUUCCGUGCGAUUACGCACUCGUUUGAAAUUGAGGUCGAUCUUCGCAUCGAUAGAUAAAAGGAUCAAUGCUACGAAAUUAAUUAAUUGCUACGAAAUCGCGAACAUCGUAUUUUUAGCAAUCGUUCGAACGCAGCUCGAACGUUUCAUUGUUCAAAUUUCUCCGCAAUAUUAAGCAAUUCGGUAAUAAACCCGCCUGUGUUUAAUUAGUACAGGUUAUUGCUCGUAAAUUGUAUCAAUGUUCAUCUCAAGGGAUUUAUCGUUAUCUCUCGUUUAGUAUUUAUAGAGAAUCUAGGACACAGGUUUAUAAAGCCGAAUUUUAACGAAUUCUAAUUAGAUCGAACAACCGAACGUCGGUCAUAUUAUGAGCACCGAUCGCGCGCGAAUGUAUUCGGCCUUAUUCAAUUUGUCAUAAUGGCAUCGAUAACGUGUAUUCUGAUUCGCUGGCUCCGCGGUUAUUACAGGUGUAAGAAAGAUGCGCGUUCGCUGCACAUUUACGGAAUGCCGAAUCGUAAAACAAUUUACUGGUCGUAACGGUCAAUUCGGCCGCUCGAUAUGCAAUUUAUAAUGUAAUUGCACGCAUUGCGCGGCUAAUGAUGAAUGCAUCGAUCACGUCUAACAAUUAAAUUCUCCCCAAUCGC